ACAUUCAGCAAAAGUUAUAUUUAAUUUAGUUUAAGUGGGAUCAUUAACGUCAAGAACUCUGUCACGCCUUCUGCUGCACAAAAUCCAGAAGGUUUCAUUUCCCAUGAAAACGAAACUCACCCUCAAAGAUUGGCUAUAUAAACCCGUCCAGCUCAAGGCUCGUCAGUAGACAAAAAUACUAAGGACAAAACCAGUUGAAAACCCCUGGCCUACUACAACCAAACAUGGGUCUUCUAACAGCUGCUCUAGUCGGUACAGGCGCAGUGGGAGCAGUGGUCGGAGCUCCUUUUGUUCUGGCCGGCAUAGGGUUCACCUCAGUCGGUGUCGCAGCAGGCUCCUAUGCUGCCGGCAUGAUGUCAGCUGCUGCAGUGGCUAACGGGGGAGCAGUGGCCGCCGGAAGUACAGUGGCUGUUCUGCAGGCCGCGGGUGCAGCAGGUCUGCCAGCAGCUGCCUCUGCAGGUGCGGCUGGCGUCGGAGCAGCGGUUGGAUGGCUGGCUGCAAUCCUCAUCUGAGAAAUCAUCGAAGAACAGGAUGAAUAUCUGUACUUGGCCAAAUGAAGAAGGCAACUGCAAUAUACAGCACUUUCACUGACUAAAAAGCAUGUUGUCAUCUCAUAAAAAAUGUUUUGUUAAAUACAUUGGUCUUCUAAACAUAA
Molecule: messenger RNA, 655 nt
Organism: Eleginops maclovinus (Patagonian blennie)
Lineage: Eukaryota; Metazoa; Chordata; Actinopteri; Perciformes; Eleginopidae
Product: interferon alpha-inducible protein 27-like protein 2A
Exons: 4
Coding region: 225-512 (95 amino acids)
Biological process (GO): apoptotic signaling pathway
Cellular component (GO): mitochondrion; membrane
Source: RefSeq, a predicted model, not a curated record